GUGCCCCCACACCCCAAUACCAGCGGGGUCGGUGCCCCCACACCCCAAUAGCAGUGGGGUCGGUGCCCCCACACCCCAAUAGCAGCAGGGUCGGUGCCCCCACACCCCAUCACCACCCGUCUCCCCCCCGCAGGGUGUGGGCAUGGCCGGGGCGCGGCCGCCGCGCUUCCUGCUGGUGUUCGACUUCGACGAGACCAUCGUGGACGAGAACAGCGAUGACUCGGUGGUGCGGGGCCGGGCGCUGCCGGAGUCGCUGCGGCAGAGCCCCCGCGGCGGCUCCUACAACGAGCACAUGCGGCGGGUGCUGGGCUGGCUGGGCGAGCAGGGCGUUCGCCCCGCCGACUUCCGAGCCGUCUACGAGAACAUCCCGCUGUCCCCGGGCAUGGCCGAGCUCUUCCAGUUCCUCUCCAAGCACCACGAGCUCUUCGAGCUGGUGCUGCUCUCCGACGCCAACACCUUCGGCAUCGAGGCCAAGCUGCGGGCGGCGGGAGCGCGCUCGCUCUUCCGAAAGAUCUUCAGCAACCCGGCCAGCAUCGACCGCCGCGGCUUCCUGACGCUGGGGCCGUACCACAGCCACCAGUGCCCGCAGUGCCCGGCCAACAUGUGCAAGAGGAAGAUUCUCAGCGAGUACCUGCAGGAGCGGGCGCGGGAGGACGCGGAGUUCCAGCGCGUUUUUUACGUGGGGGAUGGAGCCAAUGAUUUCUGUCCCGCGGGGAUUCUGACGGCGGCGGACGUGGCUUUUCCCAGGAAGGGAUAUCCCAUGCACAGGCUGAUCCAGGAGGCGCAGGAGAAGCAGCCCGGAGCGUUCCAGGCCGCCGUGGUGCCGUGGGAGUCGGCGACGGAGGUGGCGCGGUACCUGCAGGAGCUGCUCAGGAGGAAAUGCUGAGGGAUUUGGGGAUUUUGGGGUUUGGGGUUCGCAGCUCCCCGCUCAGCGCUGCCCGCUUGGCCUCGCUGCUGCGACGUUCUCCUGCCUUUCCCAGCGCUGCUCCCCGGUGAAUGAAGCACUUUCUGCAGGCGCCCGGUCCUGCUGAGCUGCGGGGCCAAAACCGGACCAAAACCGGACCCUGGAGCUAAACCGGACCCUGCAGCCAAAUCCGGACCCUGCAGCCAAAUCCGGACCCUGGAGCUAAACCGGACCCUGGAGCUAAACCGGACCCUGCAGCCAAAACCGGACCCUGGAGCUAAACCGGACCCUGCAGCCAAAUCCGGACCCUGGAGCCAAAAUCGGACCCUGUGGUCCUUCACCCUUCUCCCACACCGACGGGGAUUUUCUGGUGGAGUUGUUGCUUCCUUUCCCUUUUGACCUCGAGAAAGAAUUCUUAAAAAAUCGGAAGCUGUGGCUCCACCUGGGAUGGGCACGUCCUGGCUCCUGCCAUCCUCCCCCUGGCCUGCCUGGCCUGGGCUCCUUUCCCACUGGGAAUUCCGGCUGGGAAAUCCCUGAUCCCACUGGGAAUUCCGGCUGGGAAAUCCCUGAUC
This is a messenger RNA of Ficedula albicollis (Collared flycatcher), 1476 nucleotides long. It is a transcript of the gene PHOSPHO1, whose product is annotated as phosphoethanolamine/phosphocholine phosphatase. The transcript has a single exon. Gene Ontology annotation, biological process: bone mineralization involved in bone maturation. Bases 143 to 886 code for a protein of 247 amino acids. The record is from RefSeq and is a predicted model, not a curated record. NCBI's taxonomy places the organism in Eukaryota, Metazoa, Chordata, Aves, Passeriformes, Muscicapidae. Gene Ontology annotation, molecular function: phosphatase activity.